UUCCGCGGACCUUGUAGACUGAGAACCAGGGAAAAAAGUUUGAUGAACAUUCAACAUCGGUGAAGAGCAAAAACAUGGCCUUUUGUGUGUUGCUUAGUUACGAAGCCAUGUUGAAAAGAAUGUCGUUUUUGCUCGUGGUGUAUUAUUGCGGGACGUUUGAAUCAUUUUGCUAUGGCGAAACAAAAGCUUCAUCCCUCACCGCCAGUCUUCGUAUGUUCGCCAGACAGCCGGCAGCUGCCUCUUGCAAGUCCGGGUCGUCUGAACCAACCAUUUCUAGAAGUAGCUGAAGAAUAUCGUAAAGAGUAAAUGAGGAUAUUGUUGGGAAUACAUGGGGAUAGCGUGAAGAGUAAAUGAGGAUAUUGUUGGGAAUAUAUUGGGAUAGCGCGAAGAGUAGCAUAGCACGGGGUAUAACAAACCUUAACUCCGCCAUGUUUGUGAAUGAUGGCACAGUUCGCUGGGUCACGUGAAAGUUGGUACAAAGCUCGUACAGUUGCCUCUUGUAAAGGAAUAUCUUCAAUAUAAAGAUAUUUCACAAUCUUAUAAACAGCUCCUGAGACUACUGUUGCAGAUGGCCUUCGCAACGUUAAUUGAGAUGUCUCUAUUUGGAUGUCCCAGCAUGCCUAUCAAUCCCUCGCAACCAUGGCAACGGUACAGCUCGAAACAUCCUUCGGGAACUCGUACCAGUUCUCCAAUGGCACCUAUGGCAUGGGCUUGGACCUACAGGGAAGAUAUUUGGAGAAAUUUGAGAUUAAGGUCUUGUACAGAAAGAGUCAUCUGUCGUAUUGGUUAUGUUUACCUCUUCGGUCCAUUCAUCAGGAUAUUGUGGGUGAAUGUACUUCAAUAACAUUUCCAUCAUGUCAAGAUGAAGAAAUCUGGAAACAAAGUUCAUUAUGAUAAUGUUGGUGUGGUAAAAUAAAGAGCGUACAGAGGAAUGUUGUUGAGAAAUGUUUCAAAAUACAUAAAUACACGCAAAUUACAGUUGGCAGCUAACCUCGUCAGACUUGCUGAGACUGUAUACUAAGAAGCUGUACGAAAUAAUCUAGGAUGCAGGAAUGAAUGGUAACGAAGAGGACAUUAAAUGGCCACUGUUUGGGUUUCAGAGCUGCUGCAAGAACUUUGCCAGGAGGACGUAUUAGAGGAGAAUGCAUUAUCUGCAAUCACAGAGCAGGCUAUUGAAGGGUUAUUUGAUAUUUUAUCAAAGUCAACGUCAGCCAGGAUUGAUGUAGAUCUUGCUCUGCAAUGCCUUGUGAAGAUCGUUCAUAUAUUGCAUUUAAACCCAAACUAUGUCAAAGAGGGAUCUGGUAUUGAUUUACCAACCGUUCUGCUACGGUAUCUCAAACUUUUUGAACAACAAAAUGAUCCAUCAGAUCAAGGGGGUGUCUUUCUGAAGAUACACUUACUGGAUGCAAUAUGUCAGAUGUUAGCUUGCAAAGAUAAGCCAGCACUUCAGGCUGUAUUUCUAGGAUUGAGCUGCUUCAAAACAAUUCUAACAAAUCUCCAAAUUGUCUCCGAUUUUCAACCUCAGGAUGAAAAUGAAAUUGAAAAUUGCAAUCAACUUAUGUACAGUUCUAUCAGAGCACUUCAAACUCUAAUCCAUUUAUCAAGUGCAGCUAAGGAGGUUUUUGAAGCCCUGAAUGGCUACACAGCAACCAAGGAGUGUUUGCUAAAAUGGCAUUCACCAACAAAAGAUGUCAUAUUUGGACUGUUGAAAUGGAUGAUUGGCGAGGAUUUUCAAGAUGGGCAGUUAGAAAUUGAGGAUGAAAACCUCGUACUAAUAUUGAUCGAUUGGCUUCCUUUCAUUCCAGCUGAUUUGCAAAGAUUUCUAUCAGAUAUCUUAAUGAGGACUGUUAUGUAUUCCUCUUACAACCUUAUGCUGUGCUCAAAAACUGGAGUGAUGCCGAGCAUAUUGCAACAUUUGAAGGAACAUGAUCUUCUUGGAACUGAAUCCAGAGAAAAUCUUUUGGUCAUGCUAGAAGUUCUCGGCAGCGUUUCUAUGAAACCAAGCGAUUUCCGAGAAUUGAUGGGGUUGGUGAAACCUUCGGAGAAUGAUGAAAAAGUUCCUGGUUUUGAUCGACUGCUGCAAUCACUAAUCAAGAUCUCAACGCAUGGAGAACAGAUAUCUAAACCACUCGCGUAUUUUGAUCUCCGACACAAAACUAGCGGUAUUGGGUUACGUGGUAUAGAGAAAUGGGGUGGAUCUGGGUUCACCUUUCAUGCCUUGAUCUCGCUGAGGUCUUCACGUGAACAAGAUCCUCCAGCGGAGACGAAAUGUGAAGAUAAAGUGGCGUUCUCCUGGCCCUACCGCAGACAGCUGUACAGCUUUCUCUCUGCAAGUGGCACUGGUUUUGAAGCAUUCUUCACACCAAACGGACAUUUGGUUGUUGCGAUUAUAACGAAGAAAGAAUACCUUACAGCGCCUCUUGUGGACGUCGUUCUAGCAGAUGAUCUUUGGCAUUCCGUGUUGAUAAUUCACAAUCAAUCUCGCAAACCUUUGGCUCGAAAAGACCAACUUUCCGUUUACAUCGAUGGCAAUUUAAAGAUGGCUCUGCCUAUUAAACUACCUUCGAUGUCAGAGCCUUUUACUUCGUGUAACAUCGGUUGUGGAGGACCUCAAACGAUCUCUUCUGCGCAUGACGUAACUUCCUCUGCACGUGGACAUUUCUCAAGUCACCUGCCAUCAUUUUUAAAAGGCCAUUUCAAGGAAUCUCAAGUGAACCCCUCGCCUUCGGAAUCCGUGACAAAAUUUCGAACUCACGUGCCUGCUGGGCACCAAGAUGAUUUCUGGGGCGUCCCAGAGUCCAUUCAGGGCCAACUCGGUUCUGUGUGUGUACUCAAUGAAGCCAUCGGUGAACAACAGGGUUAUGUGUUCUACUCUGUGGGUCCCAGCUGUGUCUCGUUGUUCCAACCUCAAGGAUCAAAUGACGAGGAAGAUUACUCGGUGCUAGCAGACCUUUCUAGUAAACUUGUCUUGUAUUAUAAUGCCAAGGCAUGCAGGAGGAGCAAGUGUAUUGAUUUAACACCAGGUCAUUUGGGAAGCAAAAGAAUUGAUGGACGCCUAACAGGAGAAGUACGUUCCAGCUGGGAUAUCAAGAAUGUCAUCAAUAGCAUGGGAGGUAUGGAAGUUUUCUUACCGUUGUUGGAACAAGUCGAGUUCGAUGAAACUAAGUCUUGCCAGGGGGAGACCGUUCAAGACGAUGAAAGGAUUUUGGUCUUGAGCAAUGAGGAGAGGAGUGAGAUCAGAAACGGGAUUGAAAGUGAGAGGCCAAACGAGGAGCAAUGGGUGAUGGUUGACGAUCACGAAGCUCAACCCCAACGCGAUCCUUUGCUUAAAAACCGUCUUUAUGCCGAGGAAGCCGCUCAAGAGAACAACGGUGUCACAAUUAUCUUGAGUUUACUUCAAAACAUCCUCAAGGGUAGCACAUUGCUGCGUGAUUCGUCCCUCAGAUCACGAGAAAUCGCCACCCUUGGUGUCGUACUAGCCAAAAUUGAUGGUCGCCUUAUAGACGUACCUGUUCUUAUGUCAAUUCAGAAACUAGUUGAGACACUGCAACACUCUAACGAAGUUCUAAUGCCUUGUAUAUUCCAGUACAUUUUGUUCAAUUUUUCAAUAUGGUCACGAUGCGACUUUGCGAUCAAGAUUGGUCAUAUUCAAUAUCUCUCGACGUUGAUCAAGGACAACCCAACUUAUUUUAGAACUCGUUUUGGGACGGAAUUUAUAUUAGAUGUUAUAAGGACGUAUUAUCUUACCGAUAGCACUUAUUGCGCAGACGCGCAGGCGAUGGUUGACGAAGGUGGGGCGAAGAUCAUCCGAGGAUCCCUACUUGGAAUGAUAAAUUAUUUUCUCAAACUGAAGGUGACUGGUCAGGAUAUUGCCUCGUUGAUGCAAUUUGUUGCUUCCGUCUCAGAUGGAACGGUCCUAAAGGAGACCUUUGAUUUGCUCGCUGGUCUGUGUAAUGGUCCAACGAAGAUCCCACUCAUGAUGGAAAUCUCCCAUAAGAAACACCUCGCAAUUCUUUUGAUGUUGGUUAAAAACCUGCGUGAACCUCCAUUACGAUGUGGAGCGAUCAAAAUACUUACAAUCAACUUGGGUGAGAGCUCUCUUCCCCAGGCUACCAGAGAUAAUCUUCAGCUUUGCAGUGAAGUGUUCUCUGGCUUGGCAUCGAGUAUACGGAAUACUGAAUCAGAUGGCUUCACUGAAAUUACACUUCUUGAGCUGGGCUUGAGUAGUUCAGUCGAACUAAGAGAUCAGAGGGUGUACGAAGACUAUCGUAUCGUGUUGCCGGUUGUGGGACUCGCACAGAAUAAAAGUACUUCAGUCAAAUUGCAUAUUGCGCAGUCGCUGUUGAAAUCUAUCGAAGUAUCUCAAAUGAGCGCCAAGAGAUGUGCCCAAGAGGUGGCCUGGUAUGAUCCAAUAUGGCGACUACUGCUGAAGCAACGCAAACGGGGAGAUGAUGGUAGUGACGGCAACGAUCUCGUUCAAGACUUACUCGAAACUGUUGUCAAAGUUGUCUUCAAGAUUUUAUGGUUUGGCAUCGAGGGAUACGAUGAUGAAUCGUGGAAGGCUCGUGGUGAGGUGAUUGCGUCCAUCAGCACGAUCAGUUCAGUUGAAGACUUUAUUGUUCCGUCACGUGAGCUGGAGAGGCGCUUACUAGAGUUGUCUUUGGCGCAGGUUUUGGAGGAUAUUGAAAGAUCAGGAGAAACUGGAGUGAAAGAAACCGUGAGUGCUCUGCAAGUUAUCAAGCUGGUGGAUGAUUUCAUUUUUACGUCUGGAAGCAUUGCUGGUUCUGUGGAGAACGAAAGUCUCAGCACUUGGAGUACAAAGCUUGUUGAGACAAUGGUUCGACUACUGGGCCGUCUAAAUGUCUGGAGUGGUGAGAACACGGGCUGGACAGAGAUGGCUGAGAUUGGUGACAAAGUCCUGCUGGAAUUUCUCCUUCAAGACAACCCUGAGUUCUGUGCUUAUUCAUCUUCAAUGAUCUACACUGUCUGGCAAAACAGACUCAUCGAUUGUCAAGAGAAAGUUUGUUUUUUACUUGGCAAAGUUUACGAAGCGUUUAAAAUGUCCAAAAACAAAGAAAGCGACAGCAAGUACACGUUCACCCUGCCGCUUUUUCGUUACAUUCUUCAACAGUACGGUGAUUUAGUUCCACUGACAAUGUACGUUCCUGAUUUUCCAAGUCGAUCUAUUAUGGACAGCGCCGAUUAUGAAGAGCAGUUUCUUCAGUGUAUUGAUAGCGAGGAGUUUGCUGCCUUGAUGAAACAGCAAGUUAUACCAAGCAUGAAAAAAUACCAGGCUUCAUUGGCGAAGUCCUCCAUUGACUCGGGACGCUUCUGGAUGGAAUGUCUGAAUGGUUUGACCAACAGUUUGCAGCUGAGGGAAGCGAAUGAAGAGGAAAGUAAGAAGAAAUUCCAGGAAAUUGUUUUGGAUUUCAAGGAAAUUGAAGAAAAGGCACAAUCUGAUUACAAAAUUCGCAGAAUAGAAGAAAAAGCGCAGUAUGACCGCGUUUUACAACAAUGGCAUUUGACCAAGAGAGAUUUGCAAAGUGAAAUUGGAAUUUGGAAGAAUAGUUCUGUCACAACAAAUGCCUGGAAACUGUCCACAACAGAAAAUUUUUCAAGAAUGCGUUUGAAAUUGACGCCAAAUUAUCACUUCAACCCACAUGUCGAGGCAAGCAGACUGCGCGACACUGGUGAGGCAAAACAGGCUGGGAAUGAAGCUAAGAUCCUCGCUGGAGCUGUGGCUGAUGACGUCCUCUUGAAACACUACGCCGCGGAGAGACUGGAGGAGACAGAAAAUGUCGAAUUUCCUCAAGUUGUACAAUCUAUCGACAAUGUCACUGAUACAGCAGCACCCAGUAAAUUCGAGUGUGAAUUAAUCACUCUGAUGGAAACUGUCCCAGGUCAUGUCGAUAUUUCAUCUUCGUCUGUGAGUUUUACAACAACGGAAAGACAGUGUGUGGACGAUGGUUCCUCCUGGGACUUCAAGAUUGCUCUCAGUCAACUGAGAGAACUACAUUUGAGAAAUUUCAAUCAUAGAAGAAGCGCUUUGGAGUUCUUCCUUGUUGAUCAAACAAACUACUUCAUCAACUUCACAAAAGAGACAAGAAACUUAGCGUACAGCGUAAUCAUGUCUUUCAAACCAAGCAAUCUUUAUUACGGCGCUGUCCGAUCUCCGGCCGAACUAUUGCAGACCUCGGGGCUCGUUAAGAAAUGGGUCAGGCGGGAGAUAUCGAAUUUUGAUUAUUUAAUUCAACUUAAUACGAUCGCUGGUCGAACGUACAACGAUUUAAGUCAGUACCCCGUGUUUCCAUGGAUACUAAAGGACUACACGUCAGCAGAGCUGGAUCUUAAUAACCCGGAUGUAUAUCGAGAUUUGUCCAAACCGAUUGGAGCCAUGAAUGAAAAAAGGGCUAAGGAAAUUAAAGAAAAGUACGAUAUGUUUGUUGAUCCGUCAGGUUCAAUUCCUAAAUUCCACUAUGGUACCCACUACUCAACUGCUGCUGGUGUCUUGCAUUAUCUUGUUCGUAUGGAACCAUUCACCUCGCUUCACAUCAAACUGCAGAGUGGUCGUUUUGACGUCUCUGACAGGCAGUUUCAUUCCUUCGUUGCGACAUGGGAAUCGAUCUAUAACAACGGAAGUGACGUGAAAGAAUUGAUCCCGGAGUUCUUCUAUCUCCCAGAAUUUCUUACGAACUUGAAUAAUUACGACCUUGGUAUCCUACACUCUGGUCAGCGGAUCCACGAUGUAGUGUUACCCAAGUGGGCAAACUCUCCGGAGGAUUUUGUUCACAAACAUCGCUCGGCCCUUGAGUCCGAUUAUGUUUCCGAGAACCUUCACCAUUGGAUUGAUCUGAUAUUUGGUUAUAAACAGCGCGGAAGUGCAGCCGAAGAAGCUCUCAAUGUUUUCUUCCAUUGCACUUAUGAAGGUGCUGUUGAUCUUGAUGCAAUCACGGACCCAAAGGAACGAGAGUACACUGAAGGAAUGAUUAAUAAUUUUGGACAAACUCCAACCCAGCUGCUCACUGAGCCACACCCGAAACGCAUGAACUGUGACGAAGCGAAGGAACUGCGCAUGCGGCAACACACCGCUGUACCUGGCAAUUUGAAGAGCAUCUUCAGCGACGCUGGACAGUUAAAAGCCCACGCUAUAAAGUUGUACAAUGAGGAGAGUUUGGUGUACGUUAAGAUUGGUCAAUCACAAACCACAUCAAUGAUAAACAUUAAUCACGAUGCUUUAAUCACGAUCAGUAAUCAAGGUGUGAUUGGUGAGCAUCAGUGGCUGCCUGCAUCUAGAUCCAAACCAUUCACAUUCAAUGUUGAUGCAACUGUCACGAAAUCUAUUCACCAUAGGUGCUUAGCUGCCCCGUUCUCUCCCAGUCUUGAGGUUGGCCCGCAUCAGUUUGCCGUUACCCACGAUGGAAAACUCGUGAUUACUGCUGGUCACUGGGAUUUCAGUAUACGUGUGUUCACAGCAAAGGCAAAACUUCUUCAACGUCUCAUUUAUCAUAAUGAUACCGUCUCGUGCAUCAACCUGGAUGGAGAUGGUCACCAUUUCAUCAGCGGAUCACGUGAUCUGACAUGCAUGGUAUGGUCAAUCAACCAUCAUUCUGGCACGGCUCAGACCGUCAGCAGUAAACCACUGCAAGUGCUGUAUGGUCAUGACAGUCAAGUUGUGUGCGUUGUUAUGAGUUGGGAACUUGAUAUAGCUGUCAGCGGGGACCAGGACGGUCGUUGUAUCAUCCACACCGUGAGGAAAGGCCAUUUUGUUCGCGUACUCGACCUCUCACCCACUCCUAACAUUGAGCCAAAAAACCUCGCUCUCUCCAAGUUUGGAGACAUCAUUUUCUCGACGUGGGAAGAGAACAAAGUGGCUCGUUUAUACAAGUUUUCUGUGAACGGUAAGAUGUUGAAAUGUAUUAAUGUCAAAGAUGAGGUGACUGCGUUGGUAGUGCGGGAUGAUUAUGUAUUACUGGGGACAGCAGCUGGAACUUUAUCCAUCAAAGGCCUCCAAAGCUUGGACAAUCAACGGAAUUUGGAUGUUCGAGUGAAAAUCUGCACAAUUACAAUGCAGAUUGAUGACGAUUCACAUAUCUUUCUUGGUGUUGAGGAUGGUCAGUUGCUUGUGUUUUCAGUCGAUUCGGUGGAGUGAGUACCCUUUGGUUCGGCUGUGAAACGAUUAAAAAUGAACCAUGGAAUGUUUUCGAGAAAACAACGAUAAAAUAUGAGGUCUUGUGUGUCCACGCUCAUCUAAUUAAACGACACGUUCUGUGUGUCAAAUGGCUGUUAAGUCAUGUAGAUAUAAUAUAAUAUAAUCGAGCCCUGGCUGAAUUUAGGAACUAUAAUAUGCAUAUCAAAAUAUUCAUUUACGUGUAUAUAGUGUCAGGACAUGUAAGUCGAAACAAAACUAGUUUAAAAUAGGUAGCGCCCGUUUUCACAUUUGAAAAAUAAUUGCAAUGCACAAAAUCCUACAAACGUUUCUAAAUAAGAUUACGAAAUUUGUA
Messenger RNA from Dendronephthya gigantea, 8501 nucleotides. Its product is annotated as neurobeachin-like protein 1. The record is from RefSeq and is a predicted model, not a curated record. The coding region runs from base 1079 to 8149 and encodes 2356 amino acids. The transcript has 47 exons. Lineage: Eukaryota; Metazoa; Cnidaria; Anthozoa; Malacalcyonacea; Nephtheidae. Gene Ontology annotation, cellular component: cytosol; membrane. Gene Ontology annotation, molecular function: protein kinase binding. Gene Ontology annotation, biological process: intracellular protein localization.